Molecule: messenger RNA, 349 nt
Organism: Agrilus planipennis (emerald ash borer)
Lineage: Eukaryota; Metazoa; Arthropoda; Insecta; Coleoptera; Buprestidae
Product: heat shock protein 60A-like
Exons: 4
Coding region: 116-349 (77 amino acids)
Biological process (GO): apoptotic mitochondrial changes; protein import into mitochondrial intermembrane space; mitochondrial unfolded protein response
Cellular component (GO): mitochondrial inner membrane; mitochondrial matrix
Molecular function (GO): ATP-dependent protein folding chaperone; protein-folding chaperone binding
Source: RefSeq, a predicted model, not a curated record
AUCUAUUGAAAUUUUAAUGUUUUUCUGUUUAUAAUUUAGAUUGCGUAUUGGACUUCAAGUGGCUGCAGUAAAGGCUCCAGGGUUUGGAGACAACCGUAAAGCCACAUUGGUCGAUAUGGCUAUUGCAACUGGGGGUAUUGUGUUUGGAGAUGAAGCAAACGUAGUCAAACUAGAAGAUGUUCAACUUGCUGAUUUGGGGCAAGUAGGAGAAGUAUUAAUUACAAAAGAUGAUACACUUCUUCUCAAAGGAAAGGGUAAAAAAGAAGAGGUAGAUAAACGUGCAGAUCAAAUUCGUGAUCAAAUUGAAACCUCUACAUUAAUUGGCUUGCAAGACCAAAAAGGGGGUUAA